Messenger RNA from Tinamus guttatus (white-throated tinamou), 1808 nucleotides. NCBI's taxonomy places the organism in Eukaryota, Metazoa, Chordata, Aves, Tinamiformes, Tinamidae. The record is from RefSeq and is a predicted model, not a curated record.
UUGCUUUGCCUAGGUUUUCCUUAAUCCCCAUUAAAGCACCUCCUGAAAUUCUCUUACCUGCAGGGAAAAAGUAGGCAAAAGGAUCCAUUUGUACCAGUCACCAUGCCAAGGGCUAGAGGGAAGCAGUAAUAGCAGCAGUGCCACCCAGAUAGGAAUGAGGAGCAGUUAAGGCCCUUCAUUUGAAGAAAAACAGAUCCAGAAUGAGGGUUUAGCUUGGCGCAGAAGCCGUUUGGAGCAACUUAUGUCUGGAGCAGCAUUAUCAGUGCACUUCAAACUCAAGUGGAAGUGAAAAAGCGUCGACAAAACCUAAAGUGCUACCAUGACUGUUUCAUCGGCUCAGAUGCCGUGGAUGUUGUCUUUGCUCAUCUUCUACAGAACAAAUAUUUUGGGGAUGUGGAUAUUUCUCGUGCAAAAAUAGUGCGAGUGUGUCAAGCGCUGAUGGACUACAAGGUGUUUGAGGCUGUUUCCACUAGAGUCUUUGGAAAAGACAAGCGAUCUGUAUUUGAAGAUAGUAGCAGUAGUCUCUACCGGUUCACAAAUGUCUCAAACCCAAUGGAUCUCGAUAAAGAUUAUCAGCAGUGUACACCCCAAAGAUAUGAGAAGACAAUGUUUAACCCUACUCCUGUCAAACCAGAAAGCUUGGAGGAUCUCUGGAAAAACUUGAGUCUAAAGCCUGCAAAUACUCCUCAAGUAAACAUCUCGGAAAGUCUGUCCCGUCGAGUCAUUAAUGAAGUAUGGCAAGAACAAACAAUUGCUCGUCUGCUGCAGCUCGUGGACCUUCCGCUCCUUGACUCUUUACUUGAGCACCGAGAGAGCAAACCUCAGCUUCCACAGCCAAAGAAGGGAGCUGGGUAUAUCAUCACGAGUAACUACUUGGACAGAGAGAUUCUAAAGGCUUUCAGUGACUCACAAACAGAUGAGUGGCUCUCUGCAGCAAUAGAUUGCUUAGAAUAUCUUCCAGAUCAUAUGGUAGUUGAUAUUAGCAGGAACUUGCCUGAUCAGCCAGAUAAAGCAGAUGCAUGGAAACUACUGCUGUUUGAAAAUAUUGGUAGAUACUAUGGCAAGAAAAAGGAGCCACUGUUAAGCCAUGCACCUGAAAUUCAUUCAGGAAUUGCAGAACUGUUGGUGAAUGGCAAGAUGGAGCAAUCUUUAGAAGCAGCUCAACUCUACUUGAAACUUCUAGACAGCCAAACGAGGGAGGAGUUCAGGAGACUACUAUACUUUAUGGCUGUUGCAGCACAUAAUUCUGAGCUCAAAUUACAGCAGGAGAGUGACAACAGGAUGGUUGUAAAAAGAAUGUUUUCUAAGGCUAUUAUCAACAAUAAAACCUUAUCCAGAGGGAAAACUGACCUCCUGAUCUUGUUCCUUGUGGAUCACCAAAGAGAUGUGUUAAAGAUUCCAGGGUCACUACAUAAAAUGGUCAGCAAUAAACUUGUGGCUAUGCAGAAAGGCCAAGAUCCUAGUAACAUAACAGGCUACACCUUUUGCCAGAAGCUUGAUGAGAGUGAAUAUCGCUCCAAUACAGAGAAGACCACAAAAGAUGAACUGUUAUCCCUACUAAAAGCUAUUGAUGAGGAUUCAAAGCUCUCUGACAAAGAGAGAAAGAGACUGUUAGGUCAGUUUCAUAGUAGUAAUCCAAGUAUUUUUAUGCAGUAUUUUGGAGACAAGGUUACUAAUAUGUGUGUGUGACAUUAUAGAGGGAAAAUAAUCUAUACUUACUGCAGCAUUCAAAACACUAAUAUAUUUUUAAAUCUUUUGUAUUCAUAUAUCUAAUAAAAUUAUUUUGUGGAAUGUGAUGGAGUUUAUGC